Molecule: messenger RNA, 1812 nt
Organism: Sphaeroforma arctica JP610
Lineage: Eukaryota; Ichthyosporea; Ichthyophonida
Product: GMP synthase
Exons: 10
Biological process (GO): GMP biosynthetic process
Cellular component (GO): cytosol
Molecular function (GO): ATP binding; GMP synthase activity; GMP synthase (glutamine-hydrolyzing) activity
Source: RefSeq, a predicted model, not a curated record
AGGUUAUUGACCGCAAAGUCCGUGAGCUGUCCGUGCGAUCCGAGCUGCUUCCAUUAGAAACCUCUGUCGCUGAUUUAAGGGCAGCGGGCUACAAGGCAAUCAUCAUAUCUGGUGGGCCUGGCAGUGUAUACGCCAAAGAUGCACCCAAGAUAUGUGAGGAGCUGAUGGAUUCCGGCAUCCCCGUGCUCGGCAUCUGCUACGGCAUGCAGCUCAUGAACGUCCACUUCGGUGGCACUGUGGAGCGAAAGACACAGCGCGAGGAUGGACAACACCCCAUCCAAUGCGAACUCACCAGUGACUUGUUCAAGGGCUUGGAGGCGCAGGAGCAAGUGCUCCUUACGCACGGAGAUUCCGUCGGCAAGGUUGCACCCGGCUUCAGGACCAUCGCAACCUCAGGCGAGAUUGUCGCUGCUAUCGAGAACAAAGACAAGAAGCUGUACGGUGUGCAGUUUCACCCCGAGGUGGAUCUGUCUGUGAACGGCAUGCAGAUAUUCAAGAACUUCUUGUUCGAAGUUGUGGGCUGUUCAGGGGGUUACACAGUCAGCAACCGCAAGGAUGCGUGUGUGGAAGAAAUCCAAGCGCUGACCGGAAAGGAGAAGAAGAUUCUUGUACUGGUGAGUGGAGGGGUUGACUCGACUGUGUGUGCCGCCCUUGUCAGCAGAGCGGUGGGGCCUGAACGGGUGAUUGCCCUGCACGUCGAUAACGGAUUCAUGCGCCACGAGGAGAGUAAGCUGGUGGAGCAAUCUCUUGCAAGCUUGGGGCUCAACCUACAGGUGGUUGACGCGUCAGAGACGUUCUACAACGCCACCACAACCAUCAAUAACGCAGAGACUGAUAAGCUCAAGUCCACCACGAAUCCCGAGGCCAAGAGGAAAAUCAUUGGAGACACAUUCAUGCACGUUGGAGAGGCUGCGAUUCGGUCAUUUAAACUAGACCCCGAGGAUGUGUACCUUGCACAAGGCACCCUGCGACCUGAUCUGAUCGAGAGCGCGUCCUCGAUGGUCAGCAACAAGGCCGAGGCCAUCAAAACACACCACAAUGAUACAGAGCUUGUGCGCGAACUACGACGAAGGGGACGAGUUAUUGAGCCUCUGCGAGACUACCACAAAGACGAAGUACGAGAGCUAGGCAAAGAGCUGGGUCUCUCUAGCAAGCUGGUACAUAGACAGCCAUUCCCAGGGCCCGGAAUAGCUAUCCGGGUGAUCUGCGCUGAUAAGCCCUAUGUCUGUGAAGACUUCCAAGAAACACAAACGCUGGUGAGUGAGAUUGCGAAAUACCCUCUGUGCAGUGCAGAGACCAAAGUGCGCGUCAAACAGACCCUGGGAGCCAUGACUGACGAAGCGUUGGUUGGGCAGGUGGGUCAAAUUUCGGCCACUCUCUUGCCCAUCCGCACGGUGGGUGUACAGGGCGACGGGCGAACGUACAGCUAUGUAUGCGCGCUUUCUACUGACAACCCCGUAGUCUCCUGGGCGGCCAUGUUCCUGCUGGCAAAGGUUAUCCCGCGUCUGUGCCAUCGUGUUAACCGUAUCGUCUACACCUUUGGAGGACUGGUUAAGGGUAGCAUAACCAACAUCACCCCCACGUGCCUGACUCCCGAUGUGCUCACACAGCUGAGGGCCGCUGACAAGAUUGUCAACGAGCUUCUGAUGGAACACAAUCUCGUGCGCACAUUAAGUCAGGUACCAGUCAUCUCGUUCCCAGUCGACUUUGAUUCGGAGACUAAAAACACGGCGGGCGCCACUACUACUGGCAGGUCAAUCGCCAUUCGCACCUUUAUCACUUCUGAUUUCAUGACGGUGAGUGUGGUUUUAC